ACCGCUGACAAGAAACCUUAUAUUUUUUACAACACUUGAAGUUGACAUACGAAAUACUUAAACUGCAAGCUCCCUCACAAAAUGGAAAGCCUGAGGGCAAAGAGUCCGCAGAUGUCUGGCGAGUGCCACAUGCUCAACUUUUCGGAGUCCACGUUCACGAACAAAAACGGCGAUUCGGAGAACUUUUCGAAAUUCACACUGGCCAACAUGGCUUCGCUGCCCUCGUCGUUGACCGAACCGACGACCCGCUCUCUUGCGCAGGCGCAGCUGAAUGCCACCUCGCCCAUGGGCAAGUACACGGAGCGCAUGGUGGAGGAGAUUCUGAACGAGAUUUUCAUGGAGCGACGCGGCGACUUCCCGGAGACGUCCUCCUCCUGCCACCUGGCCGAGAUGCCGUGGCCCCGCGAGGAGCAGGAGCAGCACGUGGACAAGCGCCUGCGCUACUGGAAGGAUGUGCUGCAGCAGCGCAAGAAAAUGCAGCAGCGCGUCCAGCGGGAAACGGGCAAGCUGGCCAGCGAGGUGCUCUUCAACCGACGCUCCACCCUGGAUAAUCGCGACGGGCAGACGGUGAAGCGGAUCUUGGACUACGCGGAUCGCAUGCAGUGUGACCGAUUGAUAAACGUUCCAGUUUCCAAACUGGGUGACCUUCAGGAUCCCUGCACCUGCCAGGUGAUUCCCGGACUGGAGGCCACGUGCCCUCAGGCGGAGAAGGUGGGCUACAAGGAUGUGGAGAUCAUUGGUCUGCCUGAGGUCAGCAAAAGGGAGCUGUUGGGCCGGGAGGCCUUGGAGCAGAAGCCUCCAACGGGUUGGCUGCAAUCGCAGUUCCUGGACGAACGACUGGAGCAGCGUUUCCCAGCCAUCCAGCAAGUGGUGGAGUUCUUUCCUGAUCUCAACGCUCUGCAGAUAAAGGGCAAGGCCAUCAGUAAGCUCAAACCACCUCCAAGUACCGUCCUCGUGGAGGUGGACUCGCUGCACACGGUGACCAACAGCGACAGUCCGCUUAUUUGCUCCGAGGAGGGCAUCUGUGAGUCCUGUGGAGCCACAGAGGAGGAAUCAACGGAGGCUCCACCUCCACCCGUCGUGCCAGAACUGGGAUUACGGGUCAACGGGGUGGACUACGUGCCGGGUGAGAACAAAGAUUGCUACGAGAUUCUCACCCGAUUCACAUGCGAUCCAUUCCGGCGACGCCUUAAGCACGUCCUGCAGCUGACCAACAUUGGCCAGCAGACGCUGUCCUUCACCUGGAAACAGAGCACCUACUACUACAACCGCGGAUCCCUGCUGCUGGCCAGGGACAAUGAGUUCUACUUCGAUUUGGGAGGGUUCAGGCUGGCUCAUGGUGAAACUCGAAAUAUAGCCGUGCUCUACCAGCCACGGAAGGUGGCCAUGACCAUGGAGCUGUGGCUGCUGCAGGUGGAACCGCGCAUCUUCUGUGGCCGCCAGGAAUCCCUACUGCUUCGCCUGCACGGACGUUGCUCUCCGCCGGCGGACUACAUGGCCAAGUUGCUGGAGUGCCAAUGCGCCUGCAUCUGCAAGUCGGAUGCGGUGGCCAUUGGGAAGCUCACCACUCAUCUGGGUGCACUGGCUCCUCUGGUGGUGCCUCCGCCCGCCUGCUGUCCCUACGAUCGACCGCUGGACGAUCGAGAGGCGUUUAACGCCCUGAAUCCGGGAUAUAACUGUGCCCGUUUCGAUGACCUGGAGGUGCUCCGUGCUUUCCAUCAGCGUCUGAAGAAGCCGCGGGAGCCACUGUGGGAUCUACGUCUCUCCACCAUCAAGGAUUACAUUCUGAGGAUAGAGGGUUUGGUGGAGCGGGAACAAAUCUUUGCUGAAUUCACCAAUCUCCUCGCUCCUCUGCUGGGCGGAGAAUCCUCCCUGAAUACCACCUCCUCUAAGCAGGAUGAUCAGAAGCAACGAUCGCGGUUUAUCUAUGUGCGUGGAGUGAUCUGCAAUGGAAUUGCCGAAUGGGAGGACCUAAUGUUCAACGUUCAGGAUUCAUUUUUUAAGCCGGAGUUGCAGAGGUUCUACCUAAAUUUGCUCGGGGAAUCGGAAGAGGGGGAGGUUGAAGAACAAGACGGGGAGGAACCUCAACCGAGUCCCAUGAAGCCCAUUGACAAGGAGAAACUUGCGGAAAUAAUCGGAGAAACGGAGUUGGACGAGGAAAAGAUCCGGGCGGCGGUGAUGCGCACUCUGUAUCGUUCCAAAUACUUCCGGGACUCGCUCUACAUUCAAACUUACUCACAUCUGUGCAACAUGGCCGAGGACAUUGUGUCCGUCAUCGAGAGCACAGAGGUGGUGCCGUGAUUAGUUAAGAAAUGUUUGUUGAGAACUAUAAAACUUACGUUUGAGAUAA
Drosophila takahashii is the source of this 2350-nucleotide messenger RNA. RefSeq lists its product as uncharacterized. NCBI's taxonomy places the organism in Eukaryota, Metazoa, Arthropoda, Insecta, Diptera, Drosophilidae. The record is from RefSeq and is a predicted model, not a curated record.